GGCCCGGCCCGGAGCACGGGCAAGUUCGCCGGGAGUUCGGGCGAAGUUUGGGCGGCCGAGCUCCCCUCUGCGCCCCCUCGGCGCCCCGCCGCGCCCAGCCCCGCCGGGGGCGCCCCUCGCCGCCCGCGCGCCCUCCCCAGCCAUGUCGUCCAUCCUGCCCUUCACCCCCCCGAUCGUGAAGCGCCUGCUGGGCUGGAAGAAGGGCGAGCAGAACGGGCAGGAGGAGAAGUGGUGCGAGAAGGCGGUCAAGAGUUUGGUCAAGAAGCUCAAGAAGACGGGGCAGCUGGACGAACUGGAGAAGGCCAUCACCACGCAGAACGUCAACACCAAGUGCAUCACCAUCCCCAGGUCCCUGGAUGGCCGCCUGCAGGUGUCCCAUCGGAAGGGGCUCCCCCAUGUCAUCUACUGCCGCCUGUGGCGAUGGCCCGACCUGCACAGCCACCACGAGCUGCGGGCCAUGGAGCUGUGUGAGUUCGCCUUCAACAUGAAGAAGGAUGAGGUCUGCGUGAAUCCCUACCACUAUCAGAGGGUAGAGACCCCAGUUCUACCUCCUGUGCUGGUCCCACGCCACACAGAGAUCCCGGCCGAGUUCCCCCCGCUGGACGACUACAGCCAUUCCAUCCCCGAGAACACGAACUUCCCUGCGGGCAUCGAGCCCCAGAGCAAUAUUCCAGAAACCCCACCCCCUGGCUACCUGAGUGAAGAUGGAGAGACCAGUGACCACCAGAUGAACCACAGCAUGGAUGCAGGUUCUCCAAACCUAUCCCCGAAUCCGAUGUCCCCAGCGCACAAUAAUUUGGACCUGCAGCCUGUCACCUACUGCGAGCCGGCCUUCUGGUGCUCCAUCUCCUACUAUGAACUGAACCAGCGCGUUGGGGAAACAUUCCACGCCUCGCAGCCUUCCAUGACCGUGGAUGGCUUCACCGACCCCUCCAACUCGGAGCGCUUCUGCUUGGGGCUGCUCUCCAAUGUCAACAGGAACGCGGCCGUGGAGCUCACGCGGAGGCACAUCGGGCGAGGCGUGCGGCUGUACUACAUCGGAGGGGAGGUCUUCGCAGAGUGCCUCAGCGACAGCGCCAUCUUCGUCCAGUCGCCCAACUGUAACCAGCGCUACGGCUGGCACCCGGCCACCGUCUGCAAGAUCCCGCCGGGGUGCAACCUGAAGAUCUUCAACAACCAGGAGUUCGCUGCCCUCCUGGCUCAGUCCGUCAACCAGGGCUUCGAGGCGGUCUACCAGUUGACCCGGAUGUGCACCAUCCGCAUGAGCUUCGUCAAGGGCUGGGGAGCGGAAUACAGGAGACAAACCGUGACCAGCACCCCCUGCUGGAUCGAGCUGCACCUGAAUGGGCCUUUGCAGUGGCUUGACAAGGUCCUCACUCAGAUGGGCUCCCCAAGCAUCCGCUGUUCCAGUGUGUCUUAGAGACACUGGGUGUGAAGGGGGAGGGUGGGGGGAGGGUGGGCUUUGGGGGAAAAGGCCGCAUAGGAGGAGAAAAUUGGAACUCACUAUUGUCAAUGAAGAAGAAAUUUUUCUCCCUCAAUCAAAGCGGCACUGACCUGUUUUCCAAAACGCAAAAGCAAACCCAGAGAUGGAUUUUCUGAAACAGCUGUGUCUGCCAAACACGUGUGUCCUCUGGCCCCCGUUUGCAGGGCAAGAAUCGGCUUCUGCUCUGGCGGCUUGAGCAAACAGGUAGUAGUUCACCACCUGCCCCCUCCUCCCAGCCCCCUUCGGAUUUAAUGACAGCAAUCUGGGAUGUCACUGUCCAACAGGAAAUGGCCCUGGGUUCCGGACUGGAGUGUGAAACUCACCUUGGGUGUUCUAGGUGGGACAGAGCCUGCAGGGGCAGGAGCGAACCUCAUGCCUAGCCCUCUGGCGCUUGUGACCAGUGCUUCAGCUGAGCAUUCCUGAGCCCCAGCACUCCAGCAGACCCUGCACCCGAGGAGCCGGAUUGACUUGGGGUGGGGGAGGGGAGCGCAUCUGUCCCCUUUCCUCUGACAGUGUCCCGAGAAAGGUGAGCCAGCGUGCUCAGAACAUGCGCUCACGGACAGUGGGGAAAGUGGACGAGACCCCUCCUCUCAAAUUUGUCCUUUCUCACUUGGAACGGUUGGGAGAUCUGCUGAGACUCAGCACUUAUGCAAUGUAUAUUUUCUCUUCUCGCGUUAAUCUCAGAGAUUUGAAGCACGUGAGAUGGUCACGUGAGGCAGGAGGCAGCUGUCGCAUCAGUGGGGUCUGAGCAGAGGCGACGCUCCAUUCCGUGGGUCUGCAGUCCUCUGUAAGAGCUCACUUGCUAUUCUCAUGCAUCCGGCUCUCUUGGUUUACGUAGUCAGUUGCAUUAAUUAAAUGAGCUUUGUCGUACGCUCGUUUAAAUGUUUAUUUUAUAUUUAAAAAAAAAAUCCUGGGUUGGCACAUUGACGGGGAAACCAGCAUUGUGGGGGGGCUGGCAACCUCUCUCUCUCAAGGUGAAGCUUUUCCAGGUUUUGUUGAGAAGACACCUGCCAGCACUUCUGGAAACUGAAAUUAACAGAAGCAAAUGCACCCGAAGGGAAAAAAAUCUCAGGCCAACAUAGGCAAAUGAAAAAGGGCUAUUAAAUUUUUUUUUUUUUUUUACACCUUGGAAAAUUGGAGCCUUGGAGCACAGAGGUGUGCCGUCUUCCCCCCCAGGGAUGUAAGAUUAUCUGGCUCAUGGCCGAGGAUCAUCAGUGACGACUUCAGCAGCUAUACUGUGUAAGAAGUACUGUUCCCAGUGGCAAUUAGUGAGGAAACUGGUAUAAAUUAUUUCAACUGGAAAAAAUCCCUCCUUUUCAACUGGCCUCUUGCAGAAUACAGCAUUGCCACUUGUAACUGGGACUUUAUUCUUCGUCACUGUUUUUGUAUGAAAUGACUUUAUCCCAUCUUUUUGCAUGGAUUUCUACCAGGAAAAGCCAAGGGAUUUCCCAUGGAAGUCCUAUCUGAUUCCAGGUGAAGGGCAGAAAAUGUCUACUUCUGGCGGGUAUAAAUGUCAAAUGUGAUGCCGUUUCUGAUGCCUUACGGAGACAGUGGGAGCUUCCCGGCGCCUCCCCGGCAGGAUCCUAAUGCCCCUGCAGCUCCAGCCGUGUGGUUUCCAGGAAGGAGGGCUGCUCUCCAAGCUCCCCGAGGACACAGGAAGAGAUGGGAGGAGCACCUUUCCAGACCAAUGCUGGUCUUUGACUCAGAGCCCAGAGACCCCACACAACCGCCCUCUCCCUGAGACGGUCAGACACCGAGGGGCCGGAAUUCACCUGCUAUGAAGCCAUCUGCUGACUGCUGCUCCCAGGAAGCCGGCUGGGCCUACCUGGACGUGCACGCGAGCUCCUGGUCAGGUCUGAGACUUGUGGUGUGGGCACUCCACUGCAGCCUCUGCUGGUGCCGUGGUGCGCUCCCCCAAAGCCAGGACAGCGGUUUCCGAGGGCCUGCGUUCUCCAUCAGCCUCCUGCUCCUCCUAGGCCUUCCUGUGGCACACAGCCAUCCUCCCGUUUCUUGGGGACUCGCUUCAGAUACAGCACGGUUUGAGCGAUCUGGUGGCUGUGCCUGGAUGGUGUCUUGGCACCCCUGAUGCUCAGGGCCGAGGGCUACUUUUAGGAGGUGUGAAGUCGCAGUCUUGUGUUUCUACAAAAGCUUACUUGGCCCCUCUUCUUUAUAGACUAGACCCCUGGAGGAAGAUGUGAGAGGAAAAUGUAGGUAAGUCCACCUCUAGAAGAAAUUCAGUCAGACUUAGAGGUGAGGACUUGGUGCCCCUCCCAUCAGAGAGGCUGCAGCUGUACU
This is a messenger RNA of Enhydra lutris kenyoni (northern sea otter), 3778 nucleotides long. It is a transcript of the gene SMAD3, whose product is annotated as SMAD family member 3. Gene Ontology annotation, biological process: anatomical structure morphogenesis; SMAD protein signal transduction; transforming growth factor beta receptor signaling pathway. Gene Ontology annotation, molecular function: DNA-binding transcription factor activity, RNA polymerase II-specific; RNA polymerase II cis-regulatory region sequence-specific DNA binding; I-SMAD binding. The record is from RefSeq and is a predicted model, not a curated record. NCBI's taxonomy places the organism in Eukaryota, Metazoa, Chordata, Mammalia, Carnivora, Mustelidae. Gene Ontology annotation, cellular component: heteromeric SMAD protein complex. The coding region runs from base 143 to 1420 and encodes 425 amino acids. The transcript is spliced from 9 exons.